This is a messenger RNA of Seminavis robusta, 1568 nucleotides long. NCBI's taxonomy places the organism in Eukaryota, Bacillariophyta, Bacillariophyceae, Naviculales, Naviculaceae. The record is from the annotation of a GenBank genome assembly.
AGAGUGGAGGUAUUGUGUUCAGAAAGGUUGCCUUGCCGAAAGACACCCAAGCUAAGCUUAGCAUGAUGUACAUGUACCAGAGCUCUCUCUUUCUCUUCCUGUCCAUCUUGUCUUCUUCGUACAGCUCUCGAGUCUCUCCAGCAGUGGCUGCAUUCUCUCCCAUCUCCACUACUACAACUACUACAAGCAGUAGAACCACACUUACCAAAAUGGCUUCCUCAUCACCAUCAGAUGGCAGUAGUACUAAGAAGAAUCCCCCUCAACACGUGAUUAUUGCCGGUGGCGGUGUGAUUGGGACCACCACGGCGUACUAUCUGGCCCACAAUCACGGCAUUGCUUCCACCGUCAUCGAUCCAACCGGCACCAUUGCUCCGGCGGCAUCGGGCAAAGCGGGAGGUUUCUUGGCAUUGGAUUGGAAUGACAUGUCGCCCCUCCGACAAUUGGCACGGCGAUCGUUUGCCCUCCAUCAGACAUUGGCGGAUGCACUCGGCGCUACUCGCGUGGACUAUCGUCGAUUGAUGUGUGCAUCCAUUGGUGUCGAUCCGACGGGACGAAUGAAACCGCGCGGCAAGAAAUUUGACAAUAUCGAAUGGGCGACCAAAGAAACAACAGCAACGACAACUACAAAACAAGAGGAUGCAAUAGCGGGCAACGUCGUGUCGUUUCAAGUGAUGGGAGAUACCGAAACCAUUGCCCAAGUUCAUCCCAAGAAAUUGUGCGUAGCACUGUGGGAAUCUGCCUGUUCCAAAAUCGAGGAGACUAGCAAUGACAGCAACAACAAGAAAAAUCAACUUGUACAAGGCAAGGUCACAUCCAUUGCCAAACACGAGAACGACGGAUCCUUGGUCGGAGUCACAUUGGAGGAUGGAACCCUCAUCCCGGGAGAUACCGUUCUCUUGGCGUGUGGACCUUGGACGGCCAACAUUAUGACGGGCAUCAAAUACCACAGUGUCAUUAUCCCAACCGACAAUGUCUUGCACCAAUGCGUCUUUUUUGCCGGUUGCGGUGAUCCCGAAGUCUACGUUCGACCCGACGCCACCGCCUAUUGCACGGGAUUUCCCGAUCCACCCCAACGCGUUACCGAACAACCCGGCCAAGAGGAGGUUCGACCGGAAGCUGCCGAUCGCAUCGUCACGGCCGUGCGAACCGCAUCGUCCUCGUCGUCGUUUGCCAACAAUAACGAGCCCGAAAAAGUGGCAGCGUGUUAUCUGCCUUCCACGCCCGAUGGGUUGCCCAUCAUGGGACAAGUACAGGACGACGCCGCCGUUUAUGUGGCCAGUGGUCACACGUGUUGGGGCAUCUUGUUGGGACCGGCUUCGGGAGAAACCAUGGCCCACCUCAUUGCCACGGGUCAGACCGCCACGGACCACGUGAGCUUGGCACCCUUUCAACCAGCCAGGUUUCGAAACCUGCAACUGUUAGAAGAGCAAUAGUUCAACUAGCUAGUUCGAAACCAAGAAGGGAAAGAGCGAGUAGUGCAAGUGACUGGUUUGCUGUGUAGGUAGGUGUUACUCGGCUAGCUGCAUACAUAGUAGAUUAGAACAAUAAAGGGAUAGCUUGUAUUUUAU